AUGCCUAUCCCUUACCAAGUCGCUUACAAACCCCUCAACAAGCCCGAGGUGGGCGUCAAUGGCUAUGUUGAGCCAACGCCCGACAGGUCAGAGGUGCUAGCAAAGGGAUCAGCACCCUUUAAUGCGAGGACACUCGACUCGGACAUUCGCAUUGAUCACGAUGUGGAGAUUGUCGUCCGCGAUGGCUGCCGCUUGUACGCCGAUAUCUACCGGCCAACAACCGAGGAGAAAGUCCCUGUCAUUGUUUCCUGGUCGCCAUACGGCAAAAAGUACUCCUGUCUAGACAUGAUCUUCGAAGUCUGCACAUGGGCCUGCUGUAUGAAGCGAGAGGAAGUGAGCGGACUGGAAAAGUUCGAAGGGCUGGAUCCAGCGUGGUGGGUGGCGCGCGGAUAUGCCAUUGCCAGUGUCGAUUCGCGCGGAGCCGGCAACAGUGACGGCGACACUCCAUGCAUGGGAUUGCAAGAAGCUGAGGAUGCGCAUGACGUGAUUGAAGCUCUGGCCAAGAUGGGCUGGUGCAAUGGCAACGUUGGUAUGGCCGGCAAUUCUUACCUCGCUAUUAUGCAGUGGCAUGCCGCUGCUCAGAACCCGCCAUCACUCAAGGCCAUUGCGCCCUGGGAGGGUUCGGGGGAUAUUUUCCGUGAACAAUUCUGUCGCGGAGGCUGGUUCAACAUGAGUAACUACGAUCUGAUCACGACUUUGGUCAUCAAGGGUCACCAUGGAGUGGAAGACUUUGCGGAAAUGUACCGUCGCAAACCGCAGGCGAACAUAUACUGGGAUGAUAAGCGCGUGGAUAUGAAGAAGGUCAAUAUCCCGUGCUUCAUCACCGGGUCGGAUUUUAGUCAGAUUCACACCAUGGGUGCGGUUCGAGGGUGGAUGGAAGCCAACACGGACAAGAAGUGGAUUAAAUGGAGCGGAUACCAGGAGUGGUUUGAAUUGUAUUCGGUGCCCGAGAGUUAUAAUGAGCUGAAGAAAUUCUUCGACAAAUAUCUCAAGGGAAUUGACAACGACUGGGAGAAAACGCCCAAAGUCCGGUGGGCCACUCUUCCCUUUGGCGACCGAGACGUCAACCACGACAUUGUCCUCCCGGACUUCCCCGUUCCCAACACCGACUACCGCACACUGUACCUUGCACCAAACGGCACUCUGUCCGACGAGCUACCUCGUGAAAAGAGCACAUCCGUUCACAACUCAGAAGACCGAUGGUCCAUCUCCAAGUUCAAGUACACCUUCAACCAGAAGUCACGUCUCAUCGGUCUUCCUAAAGCCGAGCUCUACAUGAGCUGCGACGCCCUAGAUGACAUGAUCGUCUUCAUCCAACUGCGCAAACUGGAUAAAGAUGGCAAGGAGCUCUCUCAGCUUCAAUUCCCCUUUAAUCGUGCACCCGUCAAGUCGAUUGACGACAUGGCCGAGAAAGACCGUGUCAGCCUCACUCUGCACAACGGAUCCAUCGGUAUCCUUCGUGCUUCUCAGCGAAAGAUCGACUCAUCUCGGUCCCUGCAUCCUCAAUUCCCUUUCCAUCCCCAUGACGAGGUUCAAAAGAUCCCUAGAGGCGAGAUUGUCAAGUUGGAGAUUGGUAUCUGGGCCAUGGGUGUGGACUAUAAUGAAGGCGAGAGUAUUCAGGUGGACAUACUGGGUCAAUUCCCAGGGUUUACGGAGGUGGCUGCUUUCAGCAAGCCUCGACCGGAUCAUGAGAAGAACAAGGGCGAGCAUGUGAUUCAUUUCGGUGGAGAAUACCCGAGCAAGGUGAUUUUGCCUUUUGUCCCAGUUGAGUGA
Penicillium diatomitis is the source of this 1773-nucleotide messenger RNA. Its product is annotated as CocE/NonD family hydrolase. The record is from RefSeq and is a predicted model, not a curated record. The transcript has 2 exons. The coding region runs from base 1 to 1773 and encodes 590 amino acids. NCBI's taxonomy places the organism in Eukaryota, Fungi, Ascomycota, Eurotiomycetes, Eurotiales, Aspergillaceae. Gene Ontology annotation, molecular function: dipeptidyl-peptidase activity.